Molecule: messenger RNA, 5335 nt
Organism: Ficedula albicollis (Collared flycatcher)
Lineage: Eukaryota; Metazoa; Chordata; Aves; Passeriformes; Muscicapidae
Gene: PTPRK
Product: protein tyrosine phosphatase, receptor type K
Exons: 33
Coding region: 417-4598 (1393 amino acids)
Biological process (GO): protein dephosphorylation
Cellular component (GO): membrane
Molecular function (GO): protein binding; protein tyrosine phosphatase activity
Source: RefSeq, a predicted model, not a curated record
GUAGGUCAUGCUGUGAGAGCAAGGAUUCUGUGUUGUGCUGUUCAUGGGAUUGCAACAGAGAAAAGGCAGAAGGCUUUAAUGAACUGCUGAUGCUUGCUACCAUCUUCGGCAUUAGUCUUUUGAGCUCACUGUCAAUCAGGAGAAGAUUUUAGAUAAGGGAUUGAUGCUGGUGUCAGUUGUGUGACCACCAUCAAAUUGGUGCCCCAAAUUGUUUUAGGGGAGAGUGAUGACAAAUGGUGUCCCAUGUGAGAAUGAGUGACAACGCUCUGCAAUGAUGGACUACAUUACAUGACUUAGAUUUCAGAGGAUGCACGUUCGAUGAUGGUCCUGGGCCCUGUGACUACCACCAAGACCUGUACGAUGAUUUCGACUGGGUCCAUGUCAGUGCUCAAGAGCCUCAUUAUUUGCCACCUGAAAUGCCUCAAGGAUCGUAUAUGAUAGUGAUUUCAUCAGACCAUGACCCUGGGGAAAAGACUCGACUUCAGCUUCCAACAAUGAAAGAAAAUGAUACUCACUGCAUCGAUUUCAGCUACCUCCUGUACAGCAAGAAUGGAGGAAACCCAGGCACUCUGAACAUCCUGGUUAGGGUGAACAAAGGACCACUGGCUAAUCCCAUCUGGAAUGUCACUGGCUCCACUGGCAAAGACUGGCUUCGAGCAGAGUUGGCUGUCAGCACUUUCUGGCCCAAUGAGUAUCAGGUAAUAUUUGAAGCUGAAGUCUCAGAUGGAAGAAAUGGCUACAUUGCUAUUGAUGACAUCCAGGUCCUGAGUUACCCUUGUGAUAAAUCUCCACAUUUUUUGAGGCUGGGGGAUGUAGAGGUCAAUGCAGGGCAGAAUGCUACAUUUCAGUGCAUUGCUACAGGGAGAGAUGCAGUGAAUAACAAGUUAUGGCUCCAGAGAAGAAAUGGGGAAGAUAUUCCAGUUGCUCAGACUAAAAAUAUCAAUCACAGAAGAUUUGCAGCUACCUUUAAGUUGCAAGAGGUGACAAAAACCGACCAGGAUUUAUACCGCUGCGUAACUCAGUCAGAGAGAGGUUCCGGAGUCUCAAACUUUGCUCAACUUAUUGUUCGAGAGCCGCCCCGGCCGAUAGCACCCCCGCAGCUGCUGGGCGUUGGGCCGACCUACCUGCUCAUCCAGCUGAAUGCCAACUCCAUCAUUGGGGACGGGCCCAUCAUCCUGAAAGAAGUGGAGUACCGGAUGACAUCGGGGACCUGGACCGAGACCCACGCUGUCAACGCGCCCACCUACAAGCUGUGGCACCUGGACCCUGACACCGAGUAUGAGAUUCGGGUCCUGCUCACCAGACCGGGCGAGGGCGGGACGGGGCAGCCCGGACCACCACUCAUCACCAGGACCAAGUGUGCUGAACCUAUGAGAACACCAAAAACACUGAAGAUUGCUGAGAUCCAGGCCAGACACAUUGCUGUGGAUUGGGAAUCCCUGGGUUACAACAUCACUCGUUGCCAUACUUUCAAUGUCACUAUAUGCUACCACUACUUCUGUGGACACAACGAGAGCAAAGCAGACUGCCUGGACAUGGACCCCAAAGCACCUCAGCACGUCGUGGAUCGCUUGCCUCCCUACACUAAUGUCAGCCUCAAGAUGAUCUUAACCAACCCAGAAGGGAGGAAGGAAAGCGAGGAGACCAUUAUCCAGACAGAUGAAGAUGUGCCAGGCCCUAUACCUGCCAAAUCAGUGAAAGGAACUCCUUUUGAAGAUAAGAUCUUCCUCAACUGGAAGGAACCUGUGGAUCCAAAUGGCAUCAUUACUCAGUAUGAGGUCAGCUACAGCAGUAUACAGUCCUUUGAUCCCGCUGUUCCGGUGGCAGGACCUCCACAAACAGUGUCCAAGCUGUGGAACAGCACACACCACGUCUUCUCUCACCUGCACCCUGGUACUACCUACCAGUUCUUCAUCCGUGCAAGCACCAUCAAAGGGUUUGGACCAGCAACUACGAUCAAUGUAACAACCAACAUCUCAGCUCCCACUUUACCAGACUAUGAAGGAGUCGAUGCAUCUCUCAAUGAAACUGCUACUACAAUAACUGUACUCUUGAGACCUGCACAGGCCAAAGGUGCACCUAUCAGUGCCUACCAGAUUGUUGUUGAAGAGCUGCACCCGCACCGAACAAAGCGAGAAACUGGAGCCAUGGAAUGCUACCAAAUCCCUGUCACCUACCAGACUGCUCUUAGUGGAGGGUCACCGUAUUACUUUGCUGCUCAGCUGCCCCCAGGAAACCUGCCAGAGCCAUCCCCCUUUACUGUGGGUGACAACAGGACGUACCAAGGUUUCUGGAACCCGCCGCUGGCUCCUCGGAAAGGCUACAACAUCUAUUUCCAGGCCAUGAGCAGCGUCGAGAAGGAAACCAAAACUCAGUGUGUUCGAAUAGCUACAAAAGCAGCAACAGAGGAACCUGAGGUGAUUCCAGAUCCAGCUAAACAAACAGAUCGAGUGGUGAAAAUAGCAGGAAUAAGUGCUGGAAUUCUGGUAUUCAUCCUACUUCUCCUUGUUGUCAUUUUGAUCGUCAAAAAAAGGCUGGGCAGCAAACUUGCAAAGAAGCGCAAGGAUGCCAUGGGAACCACCCGUCAGGAGAUGACCCACAUGGUGAAUGCCAUGGACAGGAGUUACGCCGACCAGAGCACCCUGCAUGCAGAGGAUCCCCUGUCAAUCACAUUUAUGGACUCACAUAACUUCAGCCCCAGAUUGCCCAAUGAUCCACUUGUGCCGACAGCUGUGUUAGUGCCUAUUACUGAUGAAAAUCACAGUGCAACAGCAGAGUCCAGCCGACUCCUGGAUGUCCCUCGUUACCUCUGCGAAGGCACAGAAUCCCCGUACCAGACUGGGCAGCUGCACCCUGCCAUCAGGGUGGCUGAUCUCCUGCAGCAUAUUAACCUGAUGAAGACCUCUGACAGCUAUGGAUUUAAAGAGGAGUAUGAGAGUUUCUUUGAGGGGCAGUCAGCUUCUUGGGAUGUCGCUAAGAAGGAUCAAAACAGAACAAAGAACCGCUAUGGAAACAUUAUAGCAUAUGACCACUCCAGGGUGAUUUUGCAACCUGUUGAAGAUGAUCCAUCUUCAGAUUACAUUAAUGCCAACUACAUAGAUAUUUGGCUGUACAGGGAUGGAUAUCAGAGACCAAGUCACUACAUUGCAACCCAAGGUCCAGUUCAUGAGACUGUGUAUGACUUUUGGAGAAUGAUAUGGCAGGAGCAGUCAGCUUGUGUUGUGAUGGUCACAAAUUUAGUGGAAGUAGGAAGAGUCAAGUGUUACAAGUACUGGCCUGACGACACUGAAGUUUAUGGGGACUUCAAAGUGACUUGUGUCGAGAUGGAGCCCCUCGCAGAAUAUGUUGUCAGGACCUUCACUCUGGGAAGGAGGGGCUACAAUGAAAUCCGUGAAGUUAAACAGUUUCAUUUCACUGGCUGGCCAGACCAUGGAGUUCCUUACAAUGCCACAGGCCUGCUUUCCUUUAUACGGAGAGUCAAGUUAUCUAACCCUCCUAGUGCAGGGCCUAUCGUUGUCCAUUGCAGUGCUGGUGCUGGACGGACAGGCUGUUACAUCGUGAUCGAUAUCAUGUUAGAUAUGGCAGAAAGAGAAGGUGUCGUGGAUAUCUACAACUGUGUCAAAGCUUUGCGCUCCCGGCGCAUCAACAUGGUACAAACUGAGGAGCAGUACAUCUUUAUUCACGAUGCCAUUCUAGAAGCUUGCCUGUGUGGAGAAACUGCCAUUCCUGUCUGCGAAUUCAAAGCUGCUUAUUUUGAUAUGAUUAGAAUAGACUCUCAGACAAACUCUUCGCAUCUCAAAGAUGAGUUUCAGACCCUGAAUUCAGUGACCCCUCGCCUGCAGGCAGAGGACUGCAGCAUCGCCUGCUUGCCAAGGAACCACGACAAGAACCGCUUCAUGGAUAUGCUGCCACCUGACAGAUGUCUGCCUUUCUUAAUCACUAUUGAUGGGGAGAGCAGCAACUACAUCAAUGCUGCUCUUAUGGACAGCUACAGGCAGCCAGCAGCUUUUAUUGUCACACAACAUCCUUUACCAAACACUGUGAAAGAUUUCUGGAGAUUAGUGUAUGACUAUGGCUGUACUUCUCUUGUGAUGUUAAAUGAAGUCGACCUAGCACAGGGCUGCCCACAGUACUGGCCCGAGGAAGGGAUUCUGCGGUACGGCCCCAUCCAAGUGGAAUGCAUGUCGUGUUCAAUGGACUGCGACGUCAUAAACCGAAUUUUCAGGAUAUGCAAUCUAACAAGGCCGCAAGAGGGCUAUCUGAUGGUGCAGCAAUUCCAGUAUUUGGGAUGGGCUUCUCACAGAGAUGUACCAGCUUCCAAGAGAUCCUUCUUGAAGUUAAUUCUCCAGGUUGAAAAAUGGCAAGAGGAAUGUGAAGAAGGCGAGGGCCGGACCAUCAUUCAUUGCCUGAACGGCGGUGGCCGGAGCGGGAUGUUCUGUGCCAUCGGCAUUGUGGUUGAGAUGGUGAAAAGGCAGAACGUGGUGGACGUUUUCCACGCUGUGAAGACCUUGCGGAACAGCAAGCCCAACAUGGUAGAAACCCCGGAGCAAUAUCGUUUCUGCUACGAUGUUGCACUGGAGUACCUGGAAUCCUCUUAGUCGGAAAGGACGUGACGAAGUUCACCAAAUAUAUGAAUCUCAAUAAGCUGUUUUGACAACAGUUCUUGAUCCUGUGAAGAAAGAUUUUAGGGAAAGAGGGGGGUGGGAGGGAUUUUGAAUUUUAAAUGCAAAGUAUUUUUCUUAUGAAGUUGUGUAUCUUAAUAAAAGAACUCGAUCUGUUUCUAUGCUUGUAUACAGUAUCAAUAUUUAGUGCCACAUAAAUACUAUUUAAUGAAAACCAGAGUCAGAAGAGAUUUGAGCAAAUUAGGACCUUCUCGUGUGUGUAUAUGCAGCUGUCUCUCAGAUACAGUAGAGCAACCAUCUGUUGCAUGUAUCAAUAUUUCCUAUAUGGUAUUAAUUUUUUUUCUUUUGAUACAUUGUUAAAGUACAAUAACAGUGCAGAUUGAUAGUAAGGUUCAUUCUUUAUACGUUUCAAGUGUUGCAUAUAUAUAUUAUAUAUAGUAAAAAAAAAACUGGCUUAUUUUGUUUUAAUGUGCAAUGAUGGCUGGAUCACAUAGAGAUCUUUAUAAAGAAACUUAAACAUAAGCCAAAGACUCAAGUGUAAAUAUGUCUAUAUGGAGAAAGCACAUGUAUUUAUUGUUUACUUGCAUUCCUUUUUUGAUGGCUGAAAAAAAGAAGAAUCAUUUUUCUUGAAGAAAGCUUUUUUUGCUGAAAUCAAGUGUAAACAAUUUUUGUAGUUUAUUUUUUGUAUGUUUUAGUGUAAGUAGAAGACAUAC